AUGUCUUCAUAUUAUAUCAAUAAGCAAACCAGUCCUGAAAUAAUUUCUGAACUCACUGAUAAAGUUGUCUAUUUUGAUAAUGUGUUUAUUCAGAAGGAAAACAUCUUUGCGAAAUGCAAAGUGAAAAAAUGGAAUAAUAAAACAACUACAGAAAUUCCACGUAUUGAGACGCUCAAACUAUUAGCGAAAAUCAAUGUUACAGCAAGUGUGAGUAAAAACGCUAAUCCGUUGGAAACUAUUUCCGAGACUGUCACGCAUCGGAAUUAGUUAUUAUUAAAAACCUCACUGAAUAGCUGCAUCUAAUGUUGAAAAAUUCUUGUUGACACUUUUUAGGAAGGCUUAGCCGACGGGCAACUUCGUCUUAUUUCUGCAUUUCUAUAUGAGGAUGAGAUUGUUGUGACAACUACCAGACAAAGAAGUUAUGAGAUGAAGUAUGUUUCAUCUAGAAGUCACAAAUCAACCAAUUCUUGUUCAGAACUCCAGUGUAUUGUCGAUAUUUUGAUUGCAAUCGUGUUGAGAUUCCAGGAACGGUUUACAAGGCAUUCUUCUUCCCAUUAACAUCAGUGCAUUGUUUGAGAAAAGCCGGAGCAAGUUAUAUGUCAUUAAGUUUAGCUGAAAAUGAGACAGCACAAAUGCCGAUUCCGUUUACUCAUAGACUUUUUGAAGAACCCGAACACGAAUUAGGAGUUUGUGGUGGGCAAAUAUAUGGAACUAAUGCAAAAUGGAUGCAAAUCGCUGAAUUUGUUGAACAUCAUAAAUUGAUUGGAGCAACAAUGUUCUAUUUUUCUGUUUUUGAAAUUGAUGGAAUGACUCGAAUGAUAUUAGAUGAAUAUGAAAGAAGUGGAUUUGCUGAAGUAACAAUGAUUAAUACAGAAUAUACAAAUGCAGCAAUGAUGCGACAUAUGGUUCAGAUUCAUGAAUGUUUUUAUCGCGCGAGAAAACAUUCAAAAUGGCUAUUAAAUAUUGAUCACGACGAAUAUUUGAUACCUUUCAAACAACCUAUUCUAUCUUAUAUUGAAAGUUUAGGAAAUAACACUGCUGAGCUUGUAUUUUCUGUGCGAAGAAUGGCCAAAUUCAAGGAAUCUCUCGAAAAAUAUAACAAUACUCAAGAGGUUUCAAACGAAAUACAAUCAGCAAACUAUAACUUAACACAUAGGCCAGUUUAUACAUCAGGAAAAGUAAUGGUUCAACCAAAUAAAGUAAAUGCGAUACUUUUACAUUGGUCUUAUGGAAUGGAGCCUGGAUACAAAGUCAAUGUUGUCCCCAGGAAUAUUGCAACUUUGAAUCAUUAUCGGACAAUUUCUCGCAAUUAUUUAUGGUCGGAUUAUAUAACAACAAUGAUGAGGCAAAAGGUUGACUUUUUGCAUGUAACUUUGCAGAAGGAUUAUGUUGAACAAUUACGGCAAAAUGUGGCGCAAGUCGUUGGUUAUGUUUUUGAGAAGCACGAUGUGUCAUGUGACACAAUUCCACCGUCUCUUAAGUUUAUCACCAAACCAUAUUUGAAAAAGUUGAAAAUCUGUGAAUAA
Caenorhabditis angaria is the source of this 1526-nucleotide messenger RNA. The record is from the annotation of a GenBank genome assembly. NCBI's taxonomy places the organism in Eukaryota, Metazoa, Nematoda, Chromadorea, Rhabditida, Rhabditidae.